Molecule: messenger RNA, 6426 nt
Organism: Myotis brandtii (Brandt's bat)
Lineage: Eukaryota; Metazoa; Chordata; Mammalia; Chiroptera; Vespertilionidae
Gene: NLGN3
Product: neuroligin 3
Exons: 9
Coding region: 343-2412 (689 amino acids)
Biological process (GO): neuron cell-cell adhesion; modulation of chemical synaptic transmission; chemical synaptic transmission
Cellular component (GO): postsynaptic specialization membrane; cell surface; synapse
Molecular function (GO): signaling receptor activity; neurexin family protein binding
Source: RefSeq, a predicted model, not a curated record
CAGCGCGCCCCCUCGGUGCGCGGGCACAGCAGCCAAGCAGCCAGAGAGCAGAUCUCGGGGAUUCGGGUGCGGAGCCCUUGGCCUGGAAGCGAUAUGGGUGGUCCGAGGCCCGGUUCAGUCGCUUGCAACAGCCAGGGGAACAGGCCUGUCUGGCCCUGAGGGAGUCUUCUUUCUGAAGCUGUGGUGCUUGGAUGACCUGCUCUCUACGUGGCCAGCACCUGUAGGUGUCCCUCAAGAGCUCAGUUUUGAGGUUCCAGUCAGUGUGGCCAUGAAGGGGCUGCCUAUUGGGCUGAUGCUGUGACCCUGGAAUCUGCCUUUCCUGCCAGUCCCCCUGCCCAGAACAUGUGGCUGUGGCUUGGCCUGCCCUGGCUGCCCCUGAGCCCCAAGCCCACAGUUGGCCGGAGCCUGUGCCUCACCCUGUGGUUCCUCGGCUUGGUGCUGAGGGCCAGUACACAGGCCCCAGCGCCCACAGUCAAUACUCACUUUGGAAAGCUAAGGGGUGCCCGGGUACCAUUGCCCAGUGAGAUCCUGGGGCCUGUGGACCAAUACCUGGGGGUGCCCUACGCAGCUCCUCCGAUCGGCGAGAAACGCUUCCUGCCCCCUGAACCACCCCCAUCCUGGUCGGGCAUCCGGAACGCCACACACUUUCCCCCAGUGUGCCCCCAGAACAUCCACACAGCUGUGCCCGAAGUCAUGCUGCCUGUCUGGUUCACUGCCAACUUGGAUAUCGUCGCCACUUACAUCCAAGAGCCCAAUGAAGACUGCCUCUACCUGAAUGUCUAUGUGCCCACGGAGGAUGUAAAGCGGAUUUCCAAGGAAUGCGCCCGAAAGCCCAACAAGAAAAUUUGUAGGAAAGGAGGAUCCGGCGCUAAGAAACAGGGCGAGGACUUAGCGGAUAAUGACGGGGAUGAAGAUGAAGACAUCCGGGACAGUGGUGCUAAGCCCGUCAUGGUCUACAUCCAUGGAGGCUCUUACAUGGAAGGGACAGGCAACAUGAUUGAUGGCAGCGUCCUCGCCAGUUAUGGCAACGUCAUCGUCAUCACCCUCAACUAUCGGGUUGGGGUGCUAGGUUUCCUGAGCACUGGAGAUCAGGCUGCCAAGGGCAACUAUGGGCUCCUUGACCAAAUUCAGGCACUCCGCUGGGUGAGUGAGAAUAUUGCCUUCUUCGGUGGCGAUCCCCGUCGUAUCACAGUCUUUGGCUCAGGCAUCGGUGCGUCCUGUGUCAGCCUCCUCACGUUGUCACAUCACUCUGAGGGGCUUUUUCAGAGGGCCAUCAUCCAAAGUGGUUCUGCUCUAUCCAGCUGGGCUGUGAACUACCAACCAGUGAAGUAUACCAGCCUGCUGGCAGACAAGGUGGGCUGUAAUGUGCUAGACACAGUGGAUAUGGUGGACUGUCUUCGGCAAAAGAGUGCCAAGGAGCUAGUAGAACAGGACAUCCAGCCAGCCCGCUACCAUGUGGCCUUUGGCCCUGUGAUUGAUGGUGAUGUCAUCCCUGAUGACCCUGAGAUUCUCAUGGAACAGGGUGAGUUCCUCAAUUAUGACAUCAUGUUAGGUGUCAACCAGGGUGAGGGGCUCAAGUUUGUGGAAGGGGUGGUGGACCCUGAGGAUGGUGUCUCUGGCACUGACUUUGACUAUUCCGUCUCCAACUUUGUGGACAAUCUAUAUGGAUAUCCUGAGGGUAAGGAUACCCUGCGGGAGACCAUCAAGUUUAUGUACACAGACUGGGCAGACCGUGACAACCCUGAGACCCGCCGUAAAACACUGGUGGCACUCUUCACUGACCACCAGUGGGUGGAACCCUCAGUGGUGACAGCUGAUCUGCAUGCCCGCUAUGGCUCACCUACCUACUUCUACGCCUUCUACCAUCACUGCCAGAGCCUCAUGAAGCCUGCUUGGUCAGAUGCAGCUCAUGGGGACGAAGUACCCUAUGUUUUCGGUGUCCCUAUGGUGGGCCCCACUGACCUCUUCCCCUGCAAUUUCUCCAAGAAUGACGUUAUGCUCAGUGCUGUUGUCAUGACCUACUGGACCAACUUUGCCAAGACCGGGGAUCCCAACAAGCCGGUCCCCCAGGACACCAAGUUUAUUCACACCAAGGCCAACCGCUUUGAGGAAGUGGCCUGGUCCAAAUACAACCCCCGAGACCAGCUUUACCUUCACAUCGGGCUGAAACCGAGGGUUCGAGAUCAUUACCGGGCCACUAAGGUGGCGUUUUGGAAACACCUGGUGCCCCACCUAUACAACCUGCAUGACAUGUUCCACUAUACGUCCACAACCACCAAAGUGCCACCCCUGGAUACCACCCACAGCUCCCACAUCACCCGAAGGCCCAACGGCCUUGCCCUAACAGACCUCCCAGCUGGGUGCCUCUGCAGGCUAGGAAUCACAACAGCUCUCCGCCUCCUGUGCCUUUAAACUGAUACAUGUCUGGGCUGCGCUCUGCUGGACCCGCAUGAAGGCCUCUCCAAUCUUCAUCAGGUUGCUGUCCCCACCCCCAGGGCCAUGGGUUCCUGCUGCUGAAGCCUUCUCUUAGUGCCUCAGGGCCUCCUAAUGAAAUAGCAAAAAUAACACUUCUUUCUCCUCUGCAUGCCAUCACGCUGCUGCCGCCUCCAUCCGUGCUGCCACUGCCACCAGGGCCACCACCCUGCCCUCAUCCUGGACAGGGGGCUGGGAGGAGGUUUGACCUCUAACAUGCUGAAAUUCCUACUCAUAUCUGAAUCCAGUGAGGCAUCAGGUCUGUAGACUCCCUUGCCUUGGGUGACUGACAGAGCAAGGGCCCUCUCCUCCCCAGAGAUGCUUGUGUCCUAUUCUGGUCAUUGGAAUUGGAGAAGUUCAUUGGGGCCCUGGGAGCAGUUUCUCUCCAGGAUUAUAAUCAGUGACUCCCUAUCAACCUUGGGGGACAGAUUCAAUGAGGUUCUACAGGGUUAGCAUUAUGGUAUUUCAUAUUAUUCUCAAUGACUUGAAGGGCUGAACCAGCUCAACAAGUGUGACAGUUGGGUAGGGUUGCUGAUACCUCAGAAACCAAGAAUAUAAUUCUUCUAAAUGACCCUGACAAAAUGAGGGAGAUGAACCAACACAACAGGAUGAUGUUCAGAGGGGAUGAACACAAGGUAGUAUAAGGACCAAAAGAGAGAUGGGCAAUGAUUGACUUGACACAGUAUAGUUAAAAAAGAAAAAAGAACCGGGGGCAGAGUGUCAGGGUGGGUCACAGCUGAAUGAGUUCAUAGUGUAGAAUUUAUUUCUACUCUCUCCCCUUUUCUCUUCUUUCCCAAACUAAAAUGAACACUAGCAUAUAAUAACACAAAUAUAGCAUGAAGUGGCUGGGAGGUAAUCAGGCUCUGAGUUUUAGAAUUAGAAGUAGCCUCAGAGUCAUCUGGUCCAACACACUUAUUUUACAAUUGGUAAAAUGGGCCCAGAAAAGUCCAAUGUCACAGUCAGUGUUAGAAACAGACAUGGAGUGCAGUCCAGAAAUAUAUGACCUUUCCCACCGUCCUCAUUUUUUUUUUUUUUUUGCUCUGCCUAGCAUUGGUUAUGCCUUUUAAAGCAUUAAUGUGUCUGGCCUUCGUCAACACAUUUUCAGCAUAUGUGGAAAAGCUGGAGAGGGUCUGGAGAAGAACAAAAACAAUGUGCCAAAGGACUAGUGUGUUGUUUUUUAAUUUAGAAAGGAGGAACAUGGUGAGGAAACAUUAAAUAAUUGUAGAGCACCUACUAAGUGACAAGUGUGUUAUAUCUUUAAAAAGUUAACUCCUAAAUAAGGACAAAGCUGCCAUUUCUUCUGACAAUGAUAGAGGGGAAAAGAUGGUUAGAUACAAGGAAAAACUUUGAUAUGGAUAGGAGGUGAUCAUGGCACUCAGUAAGUUCUCCAAAAUAGUUGAAAAAUGAAUGAAAGACUACUACUAAGGAAAACACUGGUGUUCAUCUUCCUGAAAUCAGAGGGCUGGAUGACAUGAACUUUUUAGGUCAAUUCAGAGUCUUUGUUGUUAUAAUCCUUUGAUUGCUCCAUCUCAGAUAUUACCAAACUGGGCCUCCUCUCUUCUGGUGUGUGUGUGUGUGUGUGUGUGUGUGUGUGUGUGUGUGUGUGCGCGCGCCUCCAAAUUAGGAGGCUUUCUAUUUGGGGAGGAUUUAAACAUUGCCUAUCCUCUAAGAACUCAAGGUCUAUAGCAAACCCAGCUCCAAUUCUAUUUGGGACCCAUCAGUGAGAGAUUACAGUUGAUCUUCAUACCUUUGAAAGGUCUGUCUGGGUUGCAGAAGUGGCCUCCAAGACAGGCAGGGUUUCAAUCAAAUUGUAGUCAGUGCUAUGCUGGGGUAGCUUGAGGGUUCAUAGCCCCAUUACUGAUAGCCAGCCUUGAGCCUAGCUAAAAAACGCAGCUCUUUGUUUGGAGAGGGGCUGAGGAUAUACUUGGAUUUUAUUUCCCAUUGCAAAAAUCAUUAGUGCCUAGAAUGAAUGUAUCCAACCUGCAUUCCUAGAUUUAUCUGGUUUCUGUAUUAGUCCUUUUGGGAGCUGGACAAAGCUAUCUUGAGGUCUAAAUUUGUGGUGUGUGUUAAAAGCCAGAUGUUGGUCACUGUAAAAAUCUCCAUAGAAAGCAAGUAUGAUUGUCAAGACUAUAGGCCUGGCCCUGUGCUAGUUUAGAUACUGUGAGGGAUAGAAGAUACCCGCUUUGAGGUGCAUACUAUCAGGAAGACAAAACUGAACUAUGAUAAAAAUGAGUGAAAUGCAUAAUUUAGCAUGUGACUUCAAUUGUAUGGUUAAGGUUAAAGGGGCUAGAGAAAUUGCAAGACGAGCUGGGCGAGGGUGACUUUUGGGGGACAUAGUAGGCAUUCCAAAUUGGGAGAAAAGGCUCGGCCAGAACAACCACACCAGAAGGUCUAGGCAUGCUUAAGUUGCAGUGAGGAACUGACCUGACUGAAGUAAAGGGUUCAAGUUAAAUAGUUGGACAUCAGAUUGGAAAGGCAGGUUGCGGAAGUCUUUAUAACAGCAGAAGUGUUUGGGUGUUAUCGGAUGAGUGAUGGGAUGCCCUGACUUUUCCUUUUGCUAAUGGUUUUAUAGAGAGAACACAAAACCUCCUCAGCUCCUCUUUUACUCCUUCUCUUCUGUGAGGAGAAGGAUUUCUAGAGUAGAAAGGACAGAGUGAGCACCCAAGAGAGGCUCCUAAAGGCAGUUUAUUCCAAAAGAGCCUUUUGCUGCUCUGAGUAAUUUCAUCUCAUACUCUGGAUCAAUAACAGCCCAGAGCAUUGUGAGGACUUGCAGCUCAGGUUGCAGGACAGCUAGUGGUAGCUGUUAUAAUCCCAUAGAAAGUGAAGAAGAUGCACACUGCAACUUAGAGAUGGGCAAACAUGGCUCCACAGUUUUACAAAUAGGAAGAGAUGAAUUCCAUAAACUAUAGAUCAAAACAUUUAAUAUUGAUUGAGGGCAAGAGUCUAGGACAAAUGAGUAAAAGGAUGGUUGGUGAGCACUUGCAAAAGGAAGUGAAGAUUGCUCAGCCCCUGCAUGGAUUCAGGAAAAACAAAUCAUCCCCCACUCAGCUCAUUUCCUUUGAAAGGGUGACUGGAUGGGUAGAUGAGGAGAAUGCUACAUCUACAGUGUAUCUGGAGUGCAACAAAACAUUAUCUUAGGAUACUCUUGGGACAAUAUGCAGGAAUAUGAGGUGGAUAAAGAUAGGUGUGUGCAGAUUCUUAACCAAUUGAAUGACUACACACAAAAAGGUUCUGUUUUAAUGUCUCUAGAUCAAAUUUGAAUAUUACAUAUACAUGGGAGAGAAAACCAAAAUGACAGAAUCAGAAUUCAUAGAGAUGUCCAGAGGCUGGUAUGAUGGACUCACUAUAGCAAAAUAGAACGUAACAGGGACAUAACCUUUCUAUGAUACAUUUUCCUGCUCUUAUUUCCAGGUUCCUAGGCAUCCAGUAAAAAGGUUUAGGGCUAAGGCAGUAAAAGAUGUCCCACAGAGAACUUAGGAGCAAGAGCCCAGAGGAAGACCCUUAGAACAUAUAUGGGAAACAUGUAAGCUUUCCUCUUACAUGUUAAAUACCUGGGGAGGGCAGCCUGGCACAAGACUGCAAUUCCGGUGGAUCAACUAGAAGAGCUCAACAAUUGCAAUGCAAUCAUUACUGGAAGAUGGAGAACCCCAGGACCUCUGGGUUACAACGAACUCACCAGAACUGAUUAUCAAUUCUGUAUUCAGAACUAGAAAGACAAUAGUGAGCAAGAUGGAUGUAGUCUUGAACCUCACAGAUAAGAUAAAUAUUCAACAAAUAUGUACAAAUAUGAAGUUUAUUCCAAUAAAGAUUAGUCUGUGAAAAACAAGAAAGUUAGCAGGAACAAAUAUAAAGUCACUCAUUUGAAUUCCAAAAUGUAAUAGUAUAGCCCUAACCAGUUUGGCUCAGUGGAUAGAGCAUCAGCCUGCGGACUGAAGGGUCCCAGGUUCGAUUCCA